UUUUCCUAUACCUCGAUAACGAUUAGUAGGUGGAUUGGGCAAGAAGGAGUUGAAGACUGUAUUAGGGAAGCUUGGAACUCAAAAAAGAGAAGUAAAGGUCUCUAUAAUUUCCAGAAGAAGCUCAGAAAUACCAAGAUGGGAUUGUUGGGGUGGCUUGUUCCCAGUGCUAGUGUCCAAAACAUUCACAAAGGGCAUCUGAUGUGCAAAGCUAUUAUAAAUGGGAAGGAGCAUGUUGUUGUAUCUGUGACUGGACAGAAGGGGAACCAUCAAUGGGAGUACUCCUUACUCCAAAUCAGAGAGUGGCUGUUAAUGGGUGAAAGGGUGGGGUGGCAGCAAGUUGAAAUUCAGGUGGGCUGUGAAAUCCUUAGGCAGCAUUUGAUUAAAAAACUUGCUUUUGAUUGUAAUAUAGAUGUUUUGGCCUCUGAUAUUUUUGCUCUUAUUCCCUCUUUC
This is a messenger RNA of Striga asiatica, 450 nucleotides long. Lineage: Eukaryota; Viridiplantae; Streptophyta; Magnoliopsida; Lamiales; Orobanchaceae. The record is from the annotation of a GenBank genome assembly.